AGGAAGUUUAAACAACAAUCCUGAACGGAAGCUGCAGCAUGCAUCGAGAGUUAUAGUAUUUUGUUGCAAUUAAUAAAGCUGUUUUAUUGUCUCGGGGAUGGAGAACUGGAGCCUUGUGUCCCUUUGUGUUUUGCUCGGUCUUACAGCGAGAUGGGCUGUAUCCUUGAACUCUUAUUCAGGGGCAGGCAAACCACCCAUGUUCGGGGACUACGAAGCUCAAAGGCACUGGCAAGAAGUGACAUACAAUCUGCCUGUUCAUGAAUGGUACUUCAACACUACAGACAACAACCUAAACUACUGGGGUUUGGACUACCCCCCCCUCACAGCCUACCACAGCCUUCUCUGUGCACAUGUGGCCAUGCUGAUAAACCCAGACUGGGUGGAGUUGCAUGCGUCUCGAGGUCAUGAAAGCUAUGGACAUAAGUUGUUUAUGAGAGCCACAGUUCUUAUUGCAGAUCUGCUGAUAUACAUUCCUGCUGUUGUUCUUUACAGUUUUUACCUCAGUGAAGGAUCAAACAAAAAGAAGGUCUGCACAGUCCUCUGUAUCCUGCUCUAUCCAGGCCUUAUUCUAAUUGACUACGGGCAUUUCCAAUACAACAGUAUAAGCCUGGGGCUGGCCCUAUGGGGUGUGGUGGGUCUGGGUCUGGGCUGGGACGUGCUGGGCUCUCUGGCCUUCGUCCUGGCCCUCAACUACAAACAGAUGGAGCUCUACCACUCCCUGCCCUUCUUCUGCUACCUACUGGGCAAGUGUUUCAAGCAGGGCCUGGCAGGUCGAGGGUUGUUCCUGCUAGUGAAGAUCGCUGUAACAGUCCUGGUGACCUUUGCCCUCUGCUGGUUGCCCUUCCUGUCUGACCCUGGCCAGGUCCUGCAGAUGGUGCACCGCCUUUUCCCUGUGGGGCGAGGCCUCUUCGAGGAUAAAGUGGCCAACACAUGGUGCAGCUUGAAUGUCCUAAUAAAGAUCAAGACCAUCCUGUCCACUGAUACCCAGCUCUACCUCAGUUUGACCGCCACUCUCCUGGCUAUCCUACCUUCAUCUAUAAAACUGUUGAUGAAACCUACAUUCUGGCAGUUAAAACUUGCCUUGGUCAACUCCUCUCUGGCAUUCUUCCUUUUCUCCUUCCAAGUCCACGAGAAAUCAAUCCUCCUGCCUGCCUUGCCAGUCUGCCUGCUACUGAAUGACCUCCCUCUGCCAGCCAUCUGGUUUCUACAGGCUUCCACCUUCAGCAUGCUGCCGUUGUUUCUGAAGGAUGGUUUGUUGGUGCCGUACGUCGUCACCUCCCUGGCCUUCCUGUUCUUCUCUGUCUACCUGCUCUCGGCCCUGGAGCACUGCUCAGAGGACAAGCUACGUCUGGGGCCCUACCGCCGCCUCCUCCUCAUCUGCAUGCGCCGCAUGGACCUCGGCAGAGUCACCAAGUGGAAAUUCUAUUGUUCCAUCAUGGCCAUGGCUGGUUUGAGCUUGAUGAGCGUGGUGCUGGCCCCUCCGGCCCAGCUGCCUGAUUUGUUUCCACUCCUGGUGUCUGUGUUCUCAUACCACCACUUCCUGGGCCUCUUCCUCUACUUCAACAUUGUCCAGAUUGCCGAGCCGCCACCACCUGGGAGGAAGAACCAGAAGAAAAGUAACUGAGUAAUUAUAAGGGAGGAAGAACCAGAACUGAGUAGUCAUUAGGGUGGAAAAAUCUGAAGAACUGUGUAGUCGCCACCCAGCUGAAAGAGAGAACUUACUAAGCACAGUGCUUCAGUCAAUGAGCGCCAUAGACCAAUAAGGCUCAUGAACCAACUACCAGACUAAGGCCAAUCAUUUAGAAUCUUUAUUUUCUAGAGAGAACCCUCCUGUCAACAUGAAUGGUUGCUGUUUUGUCAGUGCCUAAUUAUGUACAUCAAGCUUAGAAUUCAUUUUUUUUACUUGACUGUUCAAUAUUUUCAAAUGUUUGUAUCAUCAUUACAAUUAUUUUGUACCAAUUGAGUAUUUGUCUUGAAAAAUAAAAUCACCUCAUGAA
Messenger RNA from Coregonus clupeaformis (lake whitefish), 1997 nucleotides. It is a transcript of the gene alg6, whose product is annotated as ALG6 alpha-1,3-glucosyltransferase. Gene Ontology annotation, biological process: protein N-linked glycosylation. The record is from RefSeq and is a predicted model, not a curated record. Gene Ontology annotation, molecular function: dolichyl pyrophosphate Man9GlcNAc2 alpha-1,3-glucosyltransferase activity. Bases 98 to 1624 code for a protein of 508 amino acids. The transcript has 14 exons. Lineage: Eukaryota; Metazoa; Chordata; Actinopteri; Salmoniformes; Salmonidae. Gene Ontology annotation, cellular component: endoplasmic reticulum membrane.